Molecule: messenger RNA, 1128 nt
Organism: Ogataea philodendri
Lineage: Eukaryota; Fungi; Ascomycota; Pichiomycetes; Pichiales; Pichiaceae
Exons: 1
Coding region: 1-1128 (375 amino acids)
Biological process (GO): transsulfuration
Cellular component (GO): cytoplasm
Molecular function (GO): pyridoxal phosphate binding; carbon-sulfur lyase activity
Source: RefSeq, a predicted model, not a curated record
AUGACUGGUUUGAACACUAAGCUUAUCCAUGGCGACGACGACACGUUCAACAGGGUGCCAGACAUUAUCCAGCCAAUCAAUGUUGCCUCUACAUUCGAGUACAAUUCAGAUCCAGACAAGCUGGUGAAGGCUAAGGAUCAAAAAAUUUCUGAGGCCAGCGAGGUCCAUCCCUUCUACUCGCGUAUUUCUCACCCAAACUCACUCAAAGCUGAAGCUGUCCUGAGCACUGUUUUAGACGGACAUGUCGUGGUUUACAAUUCGGGCUUAUCUGCCUUUUUUGGUGCAUUGACCCACUUUAAUCCAAAGGUUUUGGCUAUUGGAAACGGAUACCAUGGAUCUCACGGGGUGGCCAACCUGUUCACCAGACUCAAUGGUCUAAAGCAAGUUUCGUUGGAGGAGUACGACAAGCUUGGUCCUGGAGACAUUAUUCAUGUGGAGACCCCUGAAAACCCAUACGGUACUGCCCACGAUCUUAGUUUCUAUGUUGCCGAGGCCCACAAGAGGGGUGCCAUUGUCAUUGCUGACGCCACUUUUGCUCCACCUCCUCUACAGAAUCCGUUUGAGUUUGGCGUGGAUCUGGUUCUACACUCCGGAACCAAGUAUUUCGGUGGUCAUUCCGAUUUGCUUGCGGGUGUUCUCGUUACCAAAGAUAUCAAAGUCAAACACGCAUUGAUUGGCGACAGAUCCUACUUGGGAACCAAUAUCUCAAACCUGGACAGCUACUUGUUGCUGAGAUCUCUCAGAACUUUCGAGAUCCGGGUCUUGAAGCAGAGCAGCAACGCUGAAAAGAUUGUGCAAUACUUAUCUGCUAACAAGGACAAAUAUCCUGUCCUCAAAAACAUCUUCCACUCGUCUUUGCAAAAGGAGGCUUUUGUCUCCAAACAGCUGAAGCAUCACGGUCCAGUGUUUGCCAUUGAGUUGACCUCUUCAGACUCUGCCAAGAGACUUCCUUCCAAGCUGAAAUAUUUCCAUCACGCUACUUCCCUUGGAGGUGUUGAGUCGAUCAUCGAGUGGCGUGCAAUGUCUGACCCUGGAAUAAGCGAGACUAUCUUGCGUAUCAGUGUUGGAAUUGAGGACGUGGAGGAUCUCAUUGCCGACUUGGACCACGGUCUAUCUAGCUUCAACUAA